Penicillium antarcticum is the source of this 2643-nucleotide messenger RNA. Its product is annotated as crossover junction endodeoxyribonuclease. Lineage: Eukaryota; Fungi; Ascomycota; Eurotiomycetes; Eurotiales; Aspergillaceae. The record is from RefSeq and is a predicted model, not a curated record. Gene Ontology annotation, molecular function: 5'-flap endonuclease activity; crossover junction DNA endonuclease activity. Bases 1 to 2643 code for a protein of 880 amino acids. The transcript is spliced from 2 exons.
AUGGGUAUUCCUGGACUUAUUAAUGCUAUCGGCGCAGGGGAGCGCGUUUCUCUGGCUAAACUGGCUGUGACGCACUUGGAACGAACAGCAAGGCCGAUUCGGAUCGCCGUCGACAUUUCUAUUUGGCUGUUCCAAGUACAAGCAGGCCGGGGAGGAAGAAAUCCCGAAUUGCGUACUCUAUUUUAUCGGCUGCUCAAAUUGCUCGCAUUGCCAGUCCAUCCCCUUUUUGUCUAUGAUGGACGGCAAAAACCUGCUUUCAAAAGAGGCAAAGUAGUCUCAGUGCGCAGCUAUGGCAGUGCCCCGAUCAUCAGACGUUCAAAAGACCUCAUUGAGCGAUUCAGAUUCCCAUGGCACGAAGCACCCGGCGAAGCAGAAGCCGAGUGUGCACGCCUGCAACAGGCAGGAAUUGUGGAUGCCGUGAUGAGCAAUGAUGUUGAUGCUUUGAUGUUUGGGUCAUCUUUGACUAUCAUGAACUUCUCAAAAGAAAAUGGGAGUGGCACAUCUUCUGCAACUCAUGUUACCUGUUAUGCAAUGGGACAGAAUGGGCACCCUUCAAAUGUACCCCUCGACCGCCCGGGAAUGAUUCUCUUUGCCAUGCUGAGUGGUGGAGACUAUCUCCCAUCUGGUGUACCAAAAUGUGGAAGCAAACUCGCUGCAGAGAUUGCCAAGGCUGGGUUUGGUGAAGAUCUCCUGCAAGAGCUGGACGCGGAUUCAGUGGAAACAGGAUUGACCGAGUGGAGAGAGCGUCUUCAGUACGAACUGGAGGAGAAUGAGAGUGGCUACUUUUCGACAAAACACAAAGCCGUCAGAAUUCCCGAGACAUUCCCCGAUCGAACGAUCCUUGAGUACUAUGCCCAGCCAAAGGUUUCCAGUGAUGAAGAAAUGACAAUUCUGAGAAGCCGUCUCACGCAGGCCUGGGAUCGAGAUAUUGAUCCCUUGGCAAUCAGAUCUUUUACUGCAGAUAAUUUCGAGUGGAAUUAUAGAUCUGGCGCAAGAAAAGUAAUCAAGCUGUUGGCCGAACCUCUCGUCUCAUACCGACUCCGCCUCCAGAGACCAGUGCGAGGCGUGGCUCCGGGUUUCUCAUUUGUUCCUGAAUGUCCACCCACAUUACGAAAAGCCUAUAAAGCUCGGUCAAGCUUCGGCACGGACGCAAUGCCAGAAAUACAGUUGGACAUGCUGCCUAUAGAUGUUGUGGGGUUAGAUCUUCUUGCCGAAGAGCCAAACCCACCGCUCCAAUCCGAGCUUAUUCCAUCGCAAGCAGCUCCACAAGAGGGAGAAGAAGAAGAUGAGACAGAGACGACCUCGGGAAAGCCUCCUCCAACAUCAUCAAAGUCCCGUGUGACGAAACGUUUUGACCCUUUUGCCAUCGAAAAAGUAUGGGUUUUUGAGACCAUUGCACGGCUAGGUGUCCCAGACGUCGUCAAGAAAUGGGAAAAAGAACAGGCCGAGAAAGCCGAGAAAGCAAAGAAACCUACUAAAAAGACUCCAACUCGACGGACGGAACCUAAGAAAAAGGGUCCAAUUGAUCCUGGGAUGAAAAGAGGAAGUAUACUGAAAUACGGGACACUUACCAAGGAAACAACGGAAUUAUCCGCUUUUAAACAAACACAGUUGCUGGAAGCAGCUACUUUGAAAAAGUCGACCGAAAGCCCUCUUUCCAGGCCUGGCUCUGGUACUGGAUUUACUUCGCCAAAUGUCGUGGACAUGGGAGAUGAUCCAUUCUCCCCGAGUAUGUACUCCCAGCAGGGUGCCACACCAAUGAUGUCCUACCCAUUCCAGGAGAUUGACGACCUUCUGGAUUCCUUUUCUUCCAUUGUGUUGUCCCCUUCUGCAAAUAUAAAACAUCACCCCAUGGCAGCCCAGUCUCGCAUCAGGUCAAGGCGUGGGCUUUUGGGGAAUGAUGGGAUCGAAAUCGAAGAACCAGAACCUCUACUCGCCGAAACAAACCAAAGUCCAUCCAGGCCAGCGCAAACCAAGGGGCUCAAAAUGAGCUACUCAAUUUCAGACAACUGUGACUCAGAAACUUCGGCCGAGGAACGACCAGCAAGGGCUUUGACUGCUCUGCCAUCCCCAUCGAAGAAGGCUCUAUCUAAGGCAAAGAAAAAAACUGAGCCCAAGUGUGAAGAGGGAAGCCUAAUCGUUGAUGAAAUCGAAAGGGCCAUUGAGACCCUUUCGCUGUCUGUGAAGCUUGAUGAUUGCGGUGAAGAUACACCAGCUGAACCAUUGCGUCAACGGACACCGCAAAAGACAAAGGAACCUAAGGUCCGUACGCAGACCACUAAGUCCGAGACUGCCAGACCAGCUCUGUCUUCUAAGAAGACGGUAUCUGAGCCGGAGCAAACAUCAAACUCAGCGGACUUGGUCCUACCACAAGGCAAAGAUUGCCACGAGAAUGCAACAUCAUCGAAGAAAAUCGAAAACCAUGUCGAGAAGCAAAAGAAGGCGACCAAAAAGCCCCCGAAGGAUUCCACAAGCAAUAAACAGGAGCACCAGACCGUGGGCCACUUAGAAAAUGUCACUCUACACAAUGGCUUCUGGAGCAUCGAGUCUGGGGACACAGCAGACAAAACUGGAGGCGAUAGCAGAGCUCGAAGCGGAAAGAAGAAGAGAAUUCCACGUGUGAGCAUCCUCGACUUGAUUUAG